CUAACAAAAUGCAGAGGGCGCAAAUAAACACAACACUUGUUACCCCAAACAUCAGUGUGAAUGCCACGGAGACAACGGAGGGACUGCUUUCUAACCCUAUAGAGCUCGUCUCCUUCACUUUAUCCAUUCUCGGAAUAAUCGCUAAUGUAACAGCAAUUUUUGCAACCGUGAAAGUACCCAACUACAAGACGACUCAUUCAAAGCUUAUCGUUAGCCUAUGUGUCUCAGAUGGUCUCGUUUUAAUUGCUAUCCCUUUGAAAUACAUACUCGAUACGUUCUCCGACCUGUUUGGAGACUGCAAAAAUUUGUAUAAGCCGAUUCUCUACAUUGCUCUAAUUGCCACUCAAAUAAAUCUUCUUGCGAUGGCAUUAGAUCAUUAUAUCGCUAUUAUGAGACCAUUACAUCACAGACGUCUGAUGUCUAAUUUUCGUGGAAACUUCAUUGUGAUGAUAAUAUGGGUUUUUAGUAUUACCGCUGGUCUUCUGGAAUUUAUAAUCGGCUUAUUAAUGAAAGCUGAAAGUGGUGAUACAAAAUCGGUGUGUACAAUUAUCUUAAUUGACCAGUAUGACCUAGAAAUUUUCAUAAUAGGUUUUAUAUUUGUUGUACUAUUCAUCAUCGUUAUAAUUUACACACGGAUAUACAUGCAGCUUAAAAGCCACGUACUAGUCGGAAUUCCUCGAAAGCAGACGUCAAAGGCUUUAGUGACAACAGUUCUACUUAUUGGAACAUUUACGUUAUGCUGGGCUCCCAUGGGAAUUUUUCAAAUCUACAUGAACUUUUUAUACAAGACUGAUGUCUUCUAUUUGAUCGAUCACCUCGAGGCGCUACUUUUGGUGAACAGAAUCCUGCUUAUUAUUCUCCAACUGAAUUCGUUAAUUGACCCACUUAUCUACGCCAUUAGGCUUCCUCAGGUACGGACAGGAUGUCACGCUUUUUUCGGUUCAUAUAAAUAUGAAACAAGACCGGAAAUUUCAUUACCGCUCAGCCCAUUGCGAGAUCACUACAUCACUGAGAUUAAUGAAUAAAACCACAAAAGAUUUUAGUUUAACUGAAAUAAGAAGCUGAUUUUAGCAAACAUGUCAUUCAUCAUCAUUCUUAUCUGUUGUGAAGAAAUGACAAUCACGUUUCAAGACAACUUUAAUUAUAUAAGCAAAUAUUGAUAUAUCCAGACCAGAAAAUUCACAAAUCUGUAAAGAAUGGAUAGAAACGCAUGACAAGAGAGACAUAAAACUAAAAUGAAGUACUCAUCCAAACUAUUAAUGAAUAAUGAAACAACAUUCUGUAAACUGGGAAAAUUAGUACAUGGAAAAUACAGGAAUUAUAAACUGCAAAAAUAUAAAUAAAUACUCAUGCAAUGUGUACAGAGGGAGACAGAAUCCAUGACGAACUAGAUGAAAUAGACCUGCAAGAAUGCUGGCUCACUAUUCAAUAACGAGAAAAUCAGCAGUUAUAUAUUUGGUAGUAUAACUUCUUUUGUAUAAAGAUGAAACAUACUAAUGGACAGUGCAUCUAAGCAUACAGUGCUGAAUUAUGAUAAUUUCAUUUCGAAGGAAAUUUGUGUCCUGAGGCAUAUUUUUUCUAUGGUUACAUUACGCAGUCAGCAUUAUACAUGCAACCACCUGUAAUAACCCAAAUUUUUAUCACACACUGGCUUUAAAUCCGGCACAAAUGGUUUUACUAUACACAACAUGUUAAAUGACUUUUUCAAUAUGUGCCCAGCAGUCACAUAAAACCAGCAGAUAAAAUUGUCUAUAAAAGUAUCAAUUAAAUGACAGUGUACCGGUAUGAUAUUUCCUGCAAAAUAAUCUUCGGAAAAGUAUGCCCUUUCCAACUGUACAGCAAACAAGCAAUUAUUGUGCGCAGUCAGUGAACUAGGAGAACUGUGUUCACCAUCUUACAGAAAUUUUGAACAAUACUUUUCUUCCAAAGUUUCAAAUUUAGGUGCACAAUUCAUUUAUCAACAGUGUUUUUAGUCCAUUAUCCCAUUUCUUGGCAGAUCUGUGUAAUGAUUCAGGUUUUCUACAACCUCUUGUAUAUGAUAAGCGGUACCACAAAGAUAUACUGUGCCCAUUUUUGGCUAAAAUAUUUUAUUAUUACAUGUUGAUUUCAAUCUAGAAGAAUCCUAAUGAGUUAUUUUAAGCUUAGCAAAAUGUAUAAACAAAUUAUGCCUGUAGGGCUACAAUCUCAACAGAAAUGUUAUCUAGUAAUUGCCAUUUGUUAAAAAAGAACUUCCAGUUUUUUAGGUGGCAUAACAAAAUCUUACUGUGUAAAACUAUACACAUGUAGUAUUUUAAACCUAGUAUACUACAGUUUACACACAAAAACAAGUUAAUUCUAUGUUUUACAUGGUACUUUAGUCAAUUAGAACUAUCUAUAAGACAAAAGUGGUCUUUUUUGGCAGGUGGACUUUCUUAAAAGGUGACAAUUCACUGGAAAUGUUUGUGGCCUAUAGAGCCAGGUGGUCUCAGUUCAUAAGUGGUCUUUAACGCAGGUUUCACUGUAUGUGCUGGGCAGUAAUUGUUCAUUUUUUGGACAUUAUACAGUCAAACUUCCUUCACUCAAACUCCACGGGACAAGUAAAAUUUAUUCGAGUUAAUGGUAGUUCAAGUCAUUGAAAAAAAUGGGAUUUUGCCAGGAUGUGACAAGUUCAAGCAAAGAUUGGUGUUUGAAUUAUCUGAGUUCAAGCAGACAAACUUUGACUUAACGACUUUAACUAUACCUGUCUGUAAGAUCGGGCACCUGUUCAAGUUUUGAACUAUAUUUCAGUCAUUCUGUAUGUGUAGCUUUGAUCACUUACCUUCAGCAUAUUUUGAUGUCCAAUGUCGCCAUUUUCAAGAUCAGUUACCUCAGCAGAUUCAAGAAUAUGCAAUCUGUCCUCAUCACCUUCAAAUAUUGACUGUAAAACUGUUAUCUGUAAUAAAUAUU
This is a messenger RNA of Mercenaria mercenaria, 2925 nucleotides long. RefSeq names its product adrenocorticotropic hormone receptor-like. Bases 9 to 1025 code for a protein of 338 amino acids. Lineage: Eukaryota; Metazoa; Mollusca; Bivalvia; Venerida; Veneridae. Gene Ontology annotation, molecular function: G protein-coupled receptor activity. Gene Ontology annotation, biological process: G protein-coupled receptor signaling pathway. The record is from RefSeq and is a predicted model, not a curated record. The transcript has a single exon. Gene Ontology annotation, cellular component: membrane.